This is a messenger RNA of Mucor mucedo, 1208 nucleotides long. Its product is annotated as kinase-like domain-containing protein. NCBI's taxonomy places the organism in Eukaryota, Fungi, Mucoromycota, Mucoromycetes, Mucorales, Mucoraceae. The record is from RefSeq and is a predicted model, not a curated record. Bases 70 to 1116 code for a protein of 348 amino acids. Gene Ontology annotation, molecular function: calmodulin binding; ATP binding; calcium/calmodulin-dependent protein kinase activity. Gene Ontology annotation, biological process: cellular response to oxidative stress; protein phosphorylation. The transcript is spliced from 9 exons.
UUUUAUUUUUUUCUUUUUUUUUUUUUUAUUUCUCUCUCUCUCUCUCACUUAUUUCCUACACAUAAAAAAAUGUCUCGCGCUCCUGUCACUGUACCUUGUAAAUACAAGACCGGUAGAGUCCUUGGUAACGGUACCUAUGCAACUGUCAAAGAGGCUAUGCAUAUUGAAACUGGAAAAUAUUAUGCCUGUAAAAUCAUUAAUAAAAAGUUGAUGGAAGGUCGCGAACACAUGAUUCGUAAUGAAAUUAAUAUUUUGAAACGUAUUUCACAAGGAAACAAGAAUAUCUUGAGUCUAGUCGACUACUUUGAGACAUUAAACAACUUGUAUCUUGUGACAGACUUGGCAUCAGGUGGUGAAUUAUUCGAUCGUAUUUGUGAAAAGGGUAGCUAUUUCGAAAAGGAUGCUGCUCAUAUCAUUAAAACCAUCAUGAGUGCUGUCGCUUAUCUUCAUGAAAAUGGCAUUGUCCAUCGUGAUUUAAAGCCUGAAAACUUGUUAUUCCGUGAACGCGAAGAAGAUUCUGAUUUAUUGAUUGCUGAUUUUGGUUUAUCACGUAUCAUUGAUACCGACAAGUUCCACACCUUGAAAACAACAUGUGGUACCCCCGGCUAUAUGGCUCCCGAGAUCUUUAGAAAGUCGGGUCACGGAAAACCUGUUGAUAUUUGGGCUAUCGGUGUCAUCACCUACUUCUUGUUGUCUGGCUACACCCCAUUUGAAGGUUCCAACAAUAUUGAGGAAAUGAAUGCCAUUAUGAAUGCUGAUUAUAACUUUGAUGAUCCCUGUUGGGAGAACAUGAGCCAAGCCUCCAAGGACUUUAUUAACCGUUGUUUGACGAUUGAUGUGAAUGAGCGUAUUACUGCACACCAAGCCCUUGAGCAUGAAUGGUUAACCACUAUUCCCGAAACCCAAUCCUCUGAAGAAGGAGGUGAUUUAUUACCCAAUUUGCGUACCAACUUCAACGCACGUCGUACAUUCAAGAAGGCCAUCAACUUGGUUACCCUUUCCAACCACUUCGGACACAGUCUUUCCAAGAACAGCUCUACCAAUACCACCACUUCAGAAGAUCAAAUCAAGCCUGUCAAUGAAGGCAUCGAUCAAGUUUUGCAAAACGAUGCAUAAACCAUACACUUUUCUUUUCCCUUUUUUGCAAUAACCGCAACCCUGCGGGGUUACUGUCGAAAUAAUAAAAUAUUUUUUUUUUCCUGUUUUUA